AUGACUCCGUCUGCUGCUGCUGUACGCUACACGGGCUUCUCGCAGGGCGGCACCGUGUCCCGUCGGAGCUCCCUUUCCUCACCAUCCCCCGUCAUUGCGCCAACCUACUUCGAAUCCUCUCCCCGGCGUCCUCAACCUGAAGCGCGACCACACGAGCCCGCGUAUCGACAUGUCGUCCCGACUAUCCACGGACGACGUCUGAUCUUGUACCUCGCAAGCGCCCUCGCCCUCCUUCUCCUCCUAUCCGAAAUGCGACCUCGACGGACCGCUUCGUACGCGGAUGACGAGGAAGUCGCUCGAUUCGACGAAGCGGACUGGCACUCACGGCGGAGCGCAAUUUCGAGCCGGCCUCAACGGACGUUCGCAUGGCGGCGGCCGUCGUCGAAGCUUCCUCGCGCGAUCUACGGCACCAACAUCACCUUCACCGACUUCCUCAACACGCACUUCCCUCUCUCCGACCCACAACCGCCGCACAUCUGGAUCACCCUCGCCGACGAGCUGUUUGCCGAGACGGGCGCGGCGAAUCUGCAGACGUUCGUCGACCAGCUGAACGAGGAGCGGACACACAAGUACAAGGGCAAGAAGCGGGAGACGAGGCUCGUGACGUUGUGCUUGGAUGACGGGUGUGUCGAGGAGUGCGCGCGGAGAGGGAUGUACGCCUACGGAGGGUACGAGAAGACACGGCCGAAGCAGAUCCUCAAAGCGACGUGGCCGAAGCUGGCGAGCUUGAUUGACACGCUCCAACAUCGCGACGUCUUCUUCAUCGAUGCCGACAUUUCGUUCGCGCAGGACCCCUACCCGCACAUGGAGCCUCUCAUGGAGAAGUACGACAUUAUUGCGCAGGAGAACGACGCUUUCGAGCACUUCAACAGCGGCUGGAUGUGGCUGCGGCAAGGGAAGCGCGUCGUCGAGGCGUGGAAGGAGGUCUUUGCGAUGGACAUGAAGAAGACGAGCCGGGACCAGUACAACUUCAACGAGGUCCUCGGCACUCACGACCAACGAAAACACACCGACGACCCCGACGACCCCUACCAUCGACCACUCCGCUCCUCCUUCACCGCCAAGAACGGCCUCAAAGUGCACGUCCUCGACUCUCGCCUCUUCCGGACGUAUCACCAGCGCAAGGACGCCUGGGUCGCGCACCACGACAGCCUCUACCUCCACAUGACCUGCGCGGACGACAGCUGGCUCAAGCUGUUCGUCCCGAAGAGCGAAGGGUUCUGGACCGACGUCGACGAGUAUUAUUCGCAGCCGCCGGCGCUUCUCUCGAUUCACACGCUCUCUGGCCCGCGGGAGGACCUCGUCCAGCAGUGGCGCAUCCUCAUGGGCGCAGCGUACUACUCCGAACGUGCCCUCUCCCUCCCUUCCUACUCCGUCGUGACCGACUUGCGAAACGGGACCGCCAUUCGCGACACCUACUCGACCUUCCCGCUCUCGCACGUCGCUGGCGCAGGAAAAGACUCGAACCUCGGCGUCGAGAUCGUCGAGUCGGACUACGCUGCGCAUGCGACGGCGCACUUGCUCGGCGUCAGCGCCCUCAACUCGACGGAGAGGAGGAACGAUGGCUGGUGGGAGAAGCUCGGAGCGAAGGAGCGGAAGAGGAGGGAAGAUGCGGUUGUCGCGCUUACGAAGGUCGCGGAGCUGGACAUGCGCCAAGUCGAGUCCUUCCCAGCCCUCAUUCAGCGCCUACGCGACGACCCGACCUUCUCGUCCGCGAGCCACAUCCAGCUCAUGAACUUCGAGCAUCCCGCCGCCGACUCCUGGCGCUCGUGGGACUUCCCGACGCCCAUCAACCGCGCAACGACCUGUGGCGACUUGCACGAGCCGCCAACCUGCACACGGAUAUGCCCGCCGAACGGAGAGAAUUGGGGCUUCGAACUGAAGGCGAAGUGGCCAAGCGUGAAAGGUCUGCUGGCGGACCUCCCUCCUCUUGCCACGAUGAGCGAAGUCGAGGUGUAG
This is a messenger RNA of Rhodotorula toruloides NP11, 1959 nucleotides long. RefSeq lists its product as uncharacterized. The coding region runs from base 1 to 1959 and encodes 652 amino acids. The transcript has 5 exons. The record is from RefSeq and is a predicted model, not a curated record. Lineage: Eukaryota; Fungi; Basidiomycota; Microbotryomycetes; Sporidiobolales; Sporidiobolaceae.